UAAACAAUUAUUUAAGGUUCGUUUAAGUGCGAAAACAAUUUUCUUGCUCAACUUUACGAUCUUCAUUUCCCUCGUCCCCACAACCCCUCCGUCUCUCUGUCCCUCCCCGUCUGGGUACUUGCCGAGAUCUCCCUCACUCCAGCCCAGUUUAGAGAGAUAAACCUCGAGGCCAUCUGAAUCCCAGAGAGAGAGAGAGAGAGAAGAACAAGAGGAACAGAAAUGGCUUUGAAUCGACCAAGAUCGUGCAAUCCUCGAGUGCUGAAAGCGGCAGUGGUGGUGGUGGCGAUGUGCUUUUUCGGAUACAUUCUGGGCCCGCCUCUUUACUGGCACUUGAUGGAAGGCUUAGCCGCCGUCAGCCACUCAUCCUCUUCAUCCUCCGCCUCCUGCCCUCCCUGCAUCUGCGAUUGCUCUUCUCUCCCUCUCCUCACCCUCCCCCAAGGACUGACCAAUUCGUCAUUUGCAGAUUGUGCAAAACAUGACCCAGAAGUGACCGAAGACACUGAAAAGAACUUUGCAGAGCUUUUGUCUGAGGAACUGAAGCUACGGGAAGGAGAGGCCUCAGAAAGCCAGCAGCGUGCUGACAUGGCACUGCUCGAGGCCAAGAAGAUAACAUCCCAAUAUCAGAAAGAGGCAGACAAGUGCAAUUCAGGGAUGGAAACCUGUGAAGAGGCAAGGGAAAAAGCUGAGGCAGCUUUGUUGGCCCAGAAGAGACUGACUGCAAUGUGGGAGCUGAGAGCUCGCCAGAGAGGAUGGAAAGAAGGGGUUGCCAAGUCUCAUACUCAGUCUCUGGGAAAUGUUCAAGCUGCAUAAGCUGCUGGAUCCUUGCUCUAAUUUUCUGGUCCCACCUCAAAGGAGAGUGGUUUUCAUGAAUUUGGUCAACUAGGUUAAGCUAUCUAGUCCUGUUCUUAUUACUCUCGUAGAAGUCUCCAUUUUGUGUCCUGGUCCUCACCUUUCAAUACGUACAGCGUUUAUUACUAGUAAUGUAGAUGUCCCCAUUGGUAAGACCAGGGAAAAUAUCUCAUAUAGUCAGCAAUAUUGUGCUUCUGAAUAUACCUGCUAUCUGGCAAAAUAUGUAUCUCGAGAUGGUAUGAAAAACAUAAGACACUUGUUCCGGUUCCAUUUCUUUCAAAUAAGUAGCUGUUCGAGUU
Rhododendron vialii is the source of this 1148-nucleotide messenger RNA. RefSeq lists its product as uncharacterized. The transcript is spliced from 3 exons. Bases 220 to 810 code for a protein of 196 amino acids. The record is from RefSeq and is a predicted model, not a curated record. NCBI's taxonomy places the organism in Eukaryota, Viridiplantae, Streptophyta, Magnoliopsida, Ericales, Ericaceae.